AGACCUGUCGCUACGCGACAAAUAAAAGCACAAAGUGCGACACACAUAAAGAUAGCUUAUAUAUAGCAGCGUACGUCGCAGUCUCUAUUUACAAAACGCACCCGCACAUAUUAUGCGUCUGUUCCGGGGCUUCUUGAACAAUGCCAAGCAUAACCUAAAAAACAACCCGGUGCAAGAAACGUCCAAGCAGCUGGCAAUUGAAAUAAACAGUAACGUGUUUGCGACGAUUUCAUUCGAAAAGGUCGACGAAAACACGUACGACCUUGUUCACACAACUAUUCCAGAGGAACUACGGGGACGGGGGCUGGGACACAUUUUUGCAGAGAGAAUAUUCGACCAUCUCGCGGGCAACGGCCGCAAAAUUAAGCUCACCUGCGAGUUUCUGCAGGAGUAUUUCGUUAAAAACCGGGUCAAAUACUCGGGUCUCAUAAUCGAAGAUUUCGAGACUCGCGCGGCCCCAUAAUGAGCGACGAAAAAUCGAUAAUACUCUACCACUUCCGACACAAAUUUUACAAUCUCAUGCUGAACGUGUGCAAAGAAGCCAUGGCGCGUCACUCGACCGACGUAUCGUUUCGCUUGUACCACGCUCUCGGCCUCUUCCUCACGAACCGCCUCGAAGAGGGCGUGCACGACUUGGAAGCGGUCCGCGAAGAGAACGGCGUGAAGCUGGCGUCCACGAUCGCCCUCGUCUACGGGCACCAGACCCUGGGCGUGCCCAACCAGGAGCUCUACUCCAAACUGGACACGCAGAUGAAGGAGCUUCGCAAAACUGCCGACGCGGACGACUAUUUCCAUUCUGCGUUCGUUCUCCUCGUCCUCGGCAAACCGGAUAAGGCGCUCGACUAUGUGGAGAGGGCGCUGGCGUCGAAGGGCGGGGCCGAAUACCUCGCGCUCAAGGGCUGGUUGCUGCUAACUCUGAAGACGGCCGGCGACAACGCGAAAACCGUCUUCCACAACGCGCUUCAGCUGGACGGCAACCACGUGACAUCCGUCGUCGGUUACAGUGAGUGUCUUCUUCGCGCGGGCGACACCCAGGGGGCGCUCGACGUCGUCAAUCGCGCAUUGGUACGCCGGGACACCCAUCUACUUCUUCUUCAAAAAAUCAAAAUUCACUUCGCGCGGCGCGAUUGGGAUCAAUGCUUGCACAUAUGCGCAAAAGUGAACGUCGCCGACGGCGACGUCGUCUACGCGAGUUUGCACGAGGCUUUGAUCGCUCUGUGCGGGGCGUCGCCUUUGCGCAAAGACCUGGUGCGGAAGCAUUUUGAACUGCUUGAGAGGUGGGAGCCGAGCAACCAUCGUUUGGUACUGGAGACAGCCGCCGUUGUGGCAAAACUAUGCUGCGGAGACGAGGCCGUGCUCCACGAGACAACCAAAGCUCUCGAGGACGUCGUUCGGCGGCACUCCGACGACGCCGACGUCGUCGUGGAACUGGGUCGUCAGAAGAUGGCGCUCGAUCGGCCGAAGGAGGCGUCCAGACUGUUCAAAUCGGCGACAAGGAUAGACGAGAGCUGCUUCGAAGCGCUGCUGGGGUUGGCCUUUUGCGAGUGGCGCGAAAACGGCCUCAGUGAACAGCUCCGACAGCAAGUGCAUUACCUGCAAGGGUUUAAAGAGGCAGAGGAGUCGCCGCGGCUUCUGCUUCUCCGCGCCAGAACGAACCCGGAGAAUGCCGUCGUACACCUGGAGCGCGCGUCCGCUCUCAAAGUCCAAACCCUGGAAGCGUUUUACUACUCGGACACCUAUCUUCUAAACCUCGAUCCGGAUUUGGUGCUCGACGUAGCCAAGGAGUACCUGAAGCUCGUUCCGGGCGAAAAACAGGACAAAGCCUGCGCUGUGCUGGAGGCGCUGGACGUCGUCGUCAAAGCGUGUCCCGGCUUGGUGGAGGCUCGCAGCACUUUGGCCAGGGUUCAUCAUUUUCGAGGAGACGACGGCGCGGCGCUAAGCGUCCUCGAGGGAAAAUUCGACGUUUUGCCCGGUGACGGAAUACUCCUGAUGGCCCAGAUACAAGCGAAACGUGGCGAAUUCGAUCGCGCCUCCCAAACGCUCGAGGCGUGCGUGAGCCGCGAUUUUGGAGUACGCGAGAGCCCCGUGUAUCACUAUGUCACGGCGUUGAUUGAUAAAUAUGCGGGAAACUACGCGGACUGCAUCAAAGCUCUGACGACGGCGUUGAACUUGGUCGAGGGAGACGUCGCCCUGGUGGAGAAGGCGUCCAUCUACGUCGAGCUGAUAGAUACGCUCAACGUCAUCGGGCAGCAGGAGCAAGCGAACCAGGUCUUGGAAAAAGCGACGGAAGAUUUGAAAGGAACCGCCGAGGAGGCGUCGAUCCUCCUUCUAAGCGCCGACAACCUGGUGGCGCGAAAGGAUAUCCAGGGCGCGUUGGACUUGCUCAAUGACAUGGGCCGCAGAGAGGCGAAGAUCAAAAUGGCGGACAUACUAUUGAAGUAUAGAAGAGACAAAUACGCUUUCGUGCAGGUGUAUCGUGACCUGGUGGACGAGGACCCCAGCGCGGAGUCGUACUUGAUGUUGGGCGACGCCUACAUGACAAUCCUUGAACCGGACGAUGCGUUGUUAAACUACGAGAUGGCGCUAAAAGAGAACCCGAAUGACGCCACCUUGGCCGGUAAGAUGGGCGGGGCGCUGGUCGACGCGCACUAUUUCGCGAGGGCCGUGGAGUACUACAAGAAGGCCAUCAAGGGUACCGGCGAUAGGGAACUGAAGUUGCAGCUGGCCGAGUUGUAUUACAACCUAAAGGAGUACGAGAAAGGCGAGCUGCUGCUGCUCGACGAGUUGGAGGCGGAAAAGAUGGACGCCGACCUCGAGGAGUUGGGAUACCUGCGGUACAAGUCGAAAGUGUUGUACGCGCUAGCGCGGAUGCAGGAGAAGUCGGGCAAUUUGUUUUACGCGGAGAAGACCCUGAAGGAGGCCAUGGAGAACCAGACGCGCGUCAAGAAACGAUUGGCCAUCGAACGGAACGCCGUCCCCGAUGCCGAAAUUGCCCUCCUGGUGGAUAUCGCUCUGAAGCUAGCGGACACCGCUAUAUCCCUAAAGAACCACGAACAGGCGGUCAACUACUACAAAGAAAGCCUGACCGUCUCCCCCAACAACAUCUCGAUUCUCGUCGCCCUCGCCAGGCAAUACAUGCAGAUGAACUACUUGGAACUGUGCCAGCAGACGUGCGCGAGCGUCCUCAGGAUCGACGCGGACAACGAGGCCGCUUCCGUCAUGAUGGCGGAUAUCGCGUUCCGCAAGGUUCACUCCAAAUUCUUUAAGGUCGACUUCGACAUGGCGCUGUUUCACUUCACGCAGCUGAUCGGCAAACAGCCGACGAAUUGGGAGGCUUUGGUCCGUCUCUUGGAAAUCUCCCGGCGACUGGGCACCAUCGCUGACGGCGAAGAACACCUAGACGCCGCCGAGAAACGCUGCGCUGUUCCGUCGAAGGAGCCGGGAUUGAUUUACUGCAGGGCAUACUUCGAGUGGCACUCUGGUAACCUGAACGCCGCCCUCAAAGACUUUAACCAGGUCAGACAGGACGGGGACUUUGGGAGACGCGCCCUCGUCAACAUGAUCGAGAUAUGUCUGAAUCCGGACGACGAAACCCUGGCCGAGCAGUUCAUGGACAGCGACGACAUCGAGUACAGAGACUCGAGGACGUUGGCGCUAAAAACUGCGGACAGACUCAUAAAAGAACUGAAGCAAAGAUCGGAAUCGAAUGCGGAGCAUCUACUGCAGUGCCGCGUGUUGGCAAACUUCCGCCUCCUGGCGACAAAGGAAAAGUUCAACAUCGAACGCGCCCUAGAGGAUUUCGUGGCCAUUGCGUCACACGCCAAGGAGAACGUCGGCGCCAUAUUGGGAAUGUCCACCGCCUACACGUUGCUGAAACAAGGGCAGAGGGCGCGGAACCAGCUGAAGCGGGUGGUGAAGACGACGUGGACCUUCGAAGACGCGGAGUACCUGGAACGGUGCUGGCUUCUCCUCGCCGACCACUACAUCCAGUCGGGCAAGUUGGAGGCUGCGCAUGAUCUGGUGACCAAGGUCGUCGACCACAACAAGGCGUGCACCAAGGCUUACGAGUACCUAGGGUUCAUCGCGGAGAAGGAGCACGGCUUCAAGGAGGCGGCGACCAAUUACCAGAGGGCGUGGAAGACGGGAGGCGGUUCGAACCCGGGGGUCGGCUACAAGUUGGCCUAUUGCCUGAUGAAGGGCAAAAGGUAUCCGGACGCGAUCGACGCCGUUUACGAGGUGCUCAAGGUCAGCCCCGAUUAUCCCAACAUCAAAAAGGACAUCCUCGACAAGUGCAUGAACAAUUUGCGGGUUUAA
Cylas formicarius (sweet potato weevil) is the source of this 4314-nucleotide messenger RNA. Its product is annotated as tetratricopeptide repeat protein 21B-like. The transcript is spliced from 7 exons. Gene Ontology annotation, cellular component: intraciliary transport particle A. Gene Ontology annotation, molecular function: protein binding. The coding region runs from base 463 to 4314 and encodes 1283 amino acids. Gene Ontology annotation, biological process: intraciliary retrograde transport; protein localization to cilium. Lineage: Eukaryota; Metazoa; Arthropoda; Insecta; Coleoptera; Brentidae. The record is from RefSeq and is a predicted model, not a curated record.